GUACCUUAUCUCCCAUCCUCUUCUUCUCUAAGUUUGAAGCAUUUAUUUCAUAUAGUGAAAAGAGGAGGAGAUGGCCAUGGGAAGGGGCAGUGCAAAGAUGAGCUUUGGAGUGGCUUUCAUUUGCCUUCUUGUUCUUCAACAGUGCUUUGUUAUUUCUCAUGCAGCUAUUUACACUGUUGGAGGUAACAGUGGAUGGACUUUUAAUACUAUGAAUUGGCCUCAAGGCAAGCGUUUCAAGGCAGGAGAUGUUUUGGUUUUCAAAUAUGAUCCAAAGGUGCACAACACAGUAUCAGUGAAUAAAGCAGGAUACAAUGGAUGCACAGCACCAAGAGGUUCAAAGGUGUUCACUUCUGGAAAUGAUAGAAUUAGACUUGUGAAAGGGACCAACUACUUCAUUUGUAGCUUUGCCGGACAUUGCCAAGCCGGCAUGAAGGUUGCAGUCACUGCAUCUUAAGAAUUUCAUAUCUAGUCUUACUUGAACUCCUACUCUAUAUAAAUCACCAUGCAUGCAUGCAUGGGAGGAGAGAUAGAGAGUUUUUACUGUUUUACUUUUAAAUAUAUAAAUAUAUAUAAUGUAAUGUUACUUUGCCGUAUGUAUACGGUAUAGUGUGUGAGAAGAGUCUACUUGGAGACGGUUUAAAUAAAAUGUUUGUUUUGAGAAUA
Dioscorea cayenensis subsp. rotundata (Guinea yam) is the source of this 663-nucleotide messenger RNA. Its product is annotated as basic blue protein-like. The transcript is spliced from 2 exons. Gene Ontology annotation, molecular function: electron transfer activity. The coding region runs from base 71 to 454 and encodes 127 amino acids. NCBI's taxonomy places the organism in Eukaryota, Viridiplantae, Streptophyta, Magnoliopsida, Dioscoreales, Dioscoreaceae. The record is from RefSeq and is a predicted model, not a curated record. Gene Ontology annotation, cellular component: plasma membrane.